AUGCUAACUUUAGUUCUGAGAGCUUAUGGAACAGAGUGGAGUGUAACUUACGACCAGCAGGAAAUAUGUGCUGUAAAAGGAUCUACAGUUUCCAUGACUGGACGUUUUCAACACCCAGAAGGUCUAAAAGUGACUGAGACGUUUUGGAUCAGAGAUUCCUUUAACAUUUUGAAUUGGACUGAUCUGCGAACAGCGUCUGAUUACUCCGGCAGGGUUGAGUAUUCAGUUAAUGAACAGAAUCACGUCUCCUUCAAACUGAGUAGCGUAAUGAAGAGGGACGAACAGGAGUACUGCCUCAGGAUUAUCACAAACGAAGAAAAGCAAAGAUAUCUGGGACGACCUGGAGUAACGCUCUGUGUUACAGAUCUUCAUGUAGAAUCUCCUGGAGAAGUAACAGAAGGAGAAUCAGCAGUUCUGACGUGUAAAACCACCUGCAGUCUGACUGAUCCAACAUUCAUCUGGUACAAAGAUGGACGUCCUUUAACCACAGAGAUGAUCCAGAAGAAUCAGCAGCUCCACCUGCAGACAGUCAGCAGUGAGGAUGCAGGCAGUUAUAGCUGUGCUGUAAGAGGAUCUGAACAUCUCCCCUCUACUGCUCAAACUCUCAGAGUCAGACAUCCUCCAAAGAACAUCUCAGUGUCCAUCAGUCCCUCUGGUGGAAUAGUGGAGGGAAGUUCAGUGACUCUGACCUGCAGCAGUGAUGGAUACCCACCUGUGGAGAUCUACACCUGGUUUAAAGGAUCAUCAUCAGUAGGAACAGGAGGAACCUACAGCAUUCCCAACAUCAGCUCUGAGGACAGUGGAGAAUACACAUGCCAGAGUCGUAAUGAACUCGGAGAGAGAAGAUCCACUGCUGUCUCUUUAAAUGUUCUGUAUCCUCCAAGGAACGUCUCAGUGUCCAACAGUUCCUCUGGUGAAAUGGUAAAUCUGACCUGUAGCAGUGAUGCUAACCCACCUGUGGAGAUCUACACCUGGUUUAAAGAAGGUGGAGACUCACCUGUAGGAUCUGGACAGAGUUAUGUUCCUCUACAGAGUGGAUCCUACUACUGCCAGGCUCAGAACCAACAUGGAGCUCAGAGAUCAGCUGCUGUUUCAGUGGUUUCUGACAUUCUGAAGAAUUACUAUCAAUCGUUGAUUCUAUACAUAGCUGUUGGAGCUGGUGGAGUUUGUGGGCUUGCAAUCACAUUUAUCACUGUGUUUUUCUGCAUGAGGAGCAGGAGAAAGAGGCAGGCUGGAAACGUGGAUGAACAAAUCUAUGCGAAUGUCAUGCGAGAGACCCGUCCUCCUCAUAAUGAUGAUAAUAAUGAUGAUAAUGAUGAUGAUGAUGAUGAUGAUAUUCUAGACUACGAGAACGUUCCGGAUUCGAGGAAGCAACACUGAGACUGUUGCCAAACAAAACAUCAACAACAGCUGGACAAAACACAGUAUGGAAAUUCUAUUCUAUUCUAUAAACUACAGACAACAUUUCUCCCAAAUUCCAAAUAAAAUAUUGUAAUUUAGAGCAUUUAUUUACAGAAAAUGAGAAAUGUCUGAAAUAACAACAAAAAAGAUGCAGAGCUUUCAGACCUCAAAUAAUGCAAAGAAAACAAGUUCAUAUUCAUAAAGUUUUAAGAGUUUAGAAAUCAAUAUUUGGUGGAAUAAUCCUGGUUGGUUUUUAAUCACAGUUUUAAUUCAUGCAUCUUGGCAUCAUGUCCUCCUCCACCAGUCUUACACACUGCUUUUGGAUAACUUUAUGCUGCUUUACUCCUGGUGUAAAAAUUCAAGCAGUUCAGUUUGGUGGUUUGAUGGAUUGUGAUCAUCCAUCUUCCUCUUGAUUAUAUUCCAGAGAUUUAAAUUUGGUAAA
Astyanax mexicanus (Mexican tetra) is the source of this 1843-nucleotide messenger RNA. RefSeq names its product B-cell receptor CD22-like. Lineage: Eukaryota; Metazoa; Chordata; Actinopteri; Characiformes; Acestrorhamphidae. The transcript is spliced from 9 exons. The coding region runs from base 1 to 1380 and encodes 459 amino acids. The record is from RefSeq and is a predicted model, not a curated record.